Molecule: messenger RNA, 2928 nt
Organism: Colletotrichum lupini
Lineage: Eukaryota; Fungi; Ascomycota; Sordariomycetes; Glomerellales; Glomerellaceae
Exons: 3
Coding region: 1-2928 (975 amino acids)
Cellular component (GO): mitochondrion
Molecular function (GO): oxidoreductase activity
Source: RefSeq, a predicted model, not a curated record
AUGUCUGCAACCACUAUCCGCAAGGCCGUCAUCACGGAGUUCGGCGACGUCUCCAAGGUCCAAAUCAUUCAGGACACCAUCGAGCCGCCUCCGGCAAACCACGUCCAGGUCUCAACCAUCUACUCCGGUUUCUCAGGUGCCGACAUCAACAUGCGCAAAGGCGUCUACCCCAUGCAGAAGAAGGCCCCGCUGACUCCGGGCUACUGCCUGGUCGGCACCGUCAAGACCACCGGCCCAGGGUGCACAUCCAAGCUCUCGCCGGGUGAUCUCGUCGCCUGCCUCACAAUUUACGACGCCGAAGCCGAGCUGGUCAACCUGCCGGAAAAGUACCUCAUCAGAGUACCCCCCGGGACCGACCUGCAGCAGGCCACAGCCCUCAUCCUAGACUGGAACACAGCGUACGCCAUGGUCUUUGACGUCGCCAAAGUCAGCAAAGGUCAGCGCGUCUUCAUCCACGGCGUCAGCGGGGCCGUCGGCUAUGCCCUUAUGAAGCUGUGCCAGCUGCAAGGCGCCGAGGUCUACGGCACGGCAUCGGAGCGGAACCACGCCGCCGCCCGGGAGCAAGGGGCCCACCCUUUCGUGUAUACGGACAAGAAGUGGAUGCAGGCCGUGAAGGAGCUCGGCGGGGCGGACGCCGUGUUCGAUCCCCUCGGGUUCGAGAGCUGGGAUGAGUCGUUUUCGGUUUUGUCGCCUACCGGCAUCUUGGUCGGCUACGGCGGCAAUCUGCGCUCACUCAAUGACGAUUCGGAGCAUGGCUCUGUGAUCUUGCCGACGAUGAAGCUUAUGGCGCGGGGCAUGGUGCCGUUUUGCGGCAAGAGGACCAAGUUCUACUACAUUACGCGCGACGACGCGACGUUUGAGCCGAAUCUGAAGGCUUUACUUGAGUUGGUGGCCGAGGGCAAGAUCACCGUUCCCAUCAAGAAGGUGUGGGAGCUCGAAGAAAUUCAGGAUGCCCAUCGCCAGUGGGCAAGCACGCGCCAGGUGAUUAGUAGCAGCGACGAACACGGUGGAAGCCGCGACGUCUCUUCGCCAAAGGCAUCUUUCCGACAUUCGUCAACUUCUCUGCAUCGGGAUAAGUAUUCGUCAACUUCAUCACGACACAAUCGCUUCAUCACAGUCUUUCAUAGCCCGAACGCAAUGAAGGUCUCAAUUGGCCUGGCCGCCGUCACGGGCCUCGCCGGCUUCACUGCCGCCAAAAAGCCCGACCCUCCCAAGAUCACCGACUUUGACUGGGAUACCAUCACGCCCGCCCGCAAGCUGGAAUACCACCCAUGCUACAAAGAAUACCAAUGCGCCCGCCUCAGCGUCCCUCUCGACUGGCUCGACGAGACGAACGAGCACACGGUCGCUCUGGCAAUCAUCAAGCUCCCUGCCACCGUCCCCGACGACGACCCAUCUUUUGGCGGCACCGUCUUCACCAACCCAGGCGGGCCCGGUGGCUCCGGCGUGAGCAUGCUGCUCCGCAAUGGCCACGAUAUGCGCCGCACGCUAAGCGGCGGCAGCAAAAAGUACGAGAUGCUGAGCUGGGAUCCGCGCGGCGUGCAAUUCACGACGCCUGUGGCUGAUUGCUACGAGGACGAACUUGCAAGGGACACGGACAACAUCCAACGUCUGGCCAUCGGGCCGCUUGAUGCCAGCCCGGAUGCAUUGAGGAGGCAGUGGGCGAGGAUUCAGGGGUACGGCAGGCUCUGUACCGAGAAGCUGGGCAACGGCUCCAUCAUCCCAUUUGCUACGACGGCAUCUGUCUGCCGCGACAUGGUCGAGAUGGUGGACAAGAUUGACGAGCUUCGCAAGGGAGAAGCUGCAGCUUCGCAACCCGAGCUGUCGCUAGAGCUCCGGAAGGUUAAGGACGUGCCGCGGAUUCAGUACUGGGGCUUCUCAUACGGCAGCAUCCUCGGCAAUACGUUUGCCUCAAUGUAUCCUGGGCGCGUAGGCCGGCUCAUCGUUGAUGGCAUCGCGGAUUCAAAUGACUACGUGGCAGGGGGCUGGAAGACCAACCUUCAAGACACGGAGAAGCUUGUUGACUAUUUUUACGAGACAUGCUUUGAGGCUAAGGAGAAAUGCGCGCUGAGCCGGCCUUCAGACAAGCAGUGGCAAGACAUUCGUGAUCGAGUCGAUCAGCUUGUGAAACGUCUCGACGAAGCCCCCGUCGCGGUACUCAACGGCAAGGUGACAAAUAUCCUGACGGGCUACGAUGUCAUCCUCUCCUUCAAGAACCCGCUCUACGCGCCCUACACUCGCUUCAUCAAACUUGCCAACGAAAUCAAUGCUGCCAUCGAGGGAAACUACACCGCCAUCCUGGAGUCCGCCUCCGCCGAGAUUCCCAAGAUCGACCAAGCCUGUACCCAUCCCAACGCCACAGAUCUGAGGCUCUCCUGGGGAGACGGCGGCCAGGCGGUCCUUUGCGGCGACGGCGAAGAUAACACGAAUAUGACCCUCGCCGACUACAGGGCCUACGUCGCCGUGCUCGAAUCCCAGUCGCCGACCUUCGCCGGCUACUGGGGACAGAUUCGCUCCGCCUGCACGAGCUGGCUCGUCCGCCCCAAGUGGCGCUUCACAGGCCCGUUUACGACACCGCCGCACGAUGCUGCGGUUGUAGAAGGCCGGCCCGCAGCGCCGCUGCUCUUCAUGUCUUCGCGACUCGAUCCCGUGACGCCAUUGAGAAACGCCUUCAAAGCGAGUGAGGGACACCCCGGGUCAGUUGUCGUGAUUCAAGAGUCGGUGGGCCACGCUGCCUUUGCCACGGGGAGCAAGUGUACGACCAAGAUCCUUCGGGAGUAUCUUGAGCAUGGGACAGUGCCGGAGAGUGGGACCGUUUGCCAGCCUGAUUGUGGCCCUUGGGAUGGCGACGCCUGUGAGUCGGAUAGCUUAAGCGUCAACGUGGCGCCUCUUGCGCCGCCGCAUGAUAGAUCUCACCGUGUCUAUUGA